UCUCUCCCUCUCUCUCUCUCGCUCCCCCUCUCGCUCUUUACUUCUCGCCCCUGCCUUGCGUGGCCCACGUCCCCGGGCCUGUGUCGGUGACUCGGGAAAGGCCCGCGAGCUUCCCGCCUCGCCUUUUCUCCCCCUCCCCCUCCCCGCUCCCCCUCUCAGCCGGCUCCCCACCGGUUGCGCGGCGCCAUGAGCGACGCCCUCUUGACCCAGGUCUCCUCGACCGAGGCCUCCCUGGCCGAGAUCGAUCUCGGGGGGCCCGGGCCGGCCAGCGACUCGUCCACCAUGCUGGCGGCCAAGUCGCUGGAUUUCCUGCCGGGCGCCAUGUCGGCCUCGCCGCCGGACCGGGGCCAGGCGUGCCAGGCCAAAAGCCCGGGCGCCGCCCCGGCGCCGGGGUCCAGCGCGCCGACAACCCCCUCGCGGGGCAGCACCUCCGGGCAUGGGGCCCAGCAGCUGGCCUCGUCGCCGGUGGCCGAGCGGUCGCCCUCCUUCCGGGUGCAAGUGUGCCGGCUGGCGGCCGGGCCCGGUGAGGCGGACGACCUGCCGGCCGGGCCGGUGGCCCUUGUCCCGCCGGCCGCCGGGGCGUCCACCUCGCCGCUGUUGUCGUCGCGCGCCUGCCUGCGGGAGCCGCUGGCCGGCCGGUCGUCCGGGGCCGAGCUCCCGGCCGGGGGGGCCUUCGUCACCGCGGCCACCGGGGUGUCGCUGCCGGGGCCGGUGCUGACGCCGGUCGGCCGGCCGGCCGAGGCCACCGGCCACACGUCGGCCCUGCCGGUGGCCGACCAUGGGCUGACCCUGCGCGACUUGAAGCCCCUGCGCAUGAUCGGCAAGGGGGCCCAUGGGAUCGCGGUGCUGGCCCGGGUGCGGCCGCGGCCGCCCGGGCGCCCCGGCAGCGGGGCCCCGAACGCCACCUCGCCCCUGGACUCGGCGGGCCUGGGCCUGAGCCUGUCGACCGAGUACCAGGAGUUCGGCCUGUCGCCGCCGUCGCAGCACCCGGCGUCCGGGCAGCUGCAACUGUCGCCGCCGCCGGCCGGGGCCGGGACCCCCCUCGGCCCGGGGCCGGCGGCCCCGGAGGAGCUGGUGGUGGUGAAGCAAAUCCGCCUGCAGCUGCGCCUGUCCGGGGAGCAGCUCCAGCCGGGCGAGACGGCCGAGCAGGUGAACAAGCGCCGGGCCGAGGCCCUGGCCCAGCGGUGGGCCAAGGUCGGCGAGGCGGCCCUCCUCCGGCGGCACAUCCCCCCGCACCCGCAUGUCAUCGGCUACCGGGGCAUGUUUGUCAUCAUGCGCGGCCAGCCGGCCGGCCGGGCCGGGGCCCCGGGCCCGGCCGAGCCCGGCCCCGAGCCCGGGGGGGACUUCAACCACCUCGAGUGUGUCCUCUGCGUGGUGACCGACUUCGCGGAGAAGGGCGACCUGUUCACCCUGCUGAAGGCGCACGAACACUCGCCCAUCCCGGAGCCGGUGGUAUGGACGCUGAUCCGGCAGCUGGCGUCGGCCCUGGCGCACCUGCACGCGCACGGGGUCGCCCAUCGGGACCUGAAGCCCAAGAACAUCUUCGUGGCCCAGUGCGGCCGGCUCAUGCUCGGGGACUUCGGCGUGGCCAAGAUCAUGGAGGGCGACCACCCGGUCCCGGGGCCCGGCAUGUCGCCGUGCCUGGCCCCGGCGGAUGGCCCCCCGGGCUCCGGGCCGGGCUCGAGCUCGGGCUCGGACUCGGGGGCCGCCGGCGCGCCCGAUGCCCGCGGGCCCGCGGGCCGGAAGCGUGGCCGGGGCACCGGCUCGCAGGGCCCCGAGCCGGAGGGGCCCGGCCCGGAGGCCCGGCAGCGCCGCGUCGGCACCCCGUACUACUUCAGCCCGGAGAUGGCCCUCGGUCGGAAGCACGACCAUCGGACGGACCUGUGGUCGCUGGGGUGCAUCGCGCACGAGCUCAUGACCCGGCAGGUGGCCUUCCGCGGGGCGCGCAACAUGCGCGACCUGUACCAUCGCAUUCUCCGGCGCGAUGUGACCGACGAGCUGCCCGGGUACUACUCGGUGCGGCUUCGCCAACUGGUCACCGAGCUGAUGAGCCUGAACCCGGACCACCGGCCGACGGCCCUCGCUGUGCAGGAGCUGGCCAGCCGGUAUGCGGCCCCGAGCGACAAUGCGCUGGAGCUGCUGCACUCGCCGCCCGGGAGUCCGGCCCCGGUGGCGCCGGGCCCGGAAGCCCUCCCGCCGGCCAAGCGGCCGCGCGUGGACCCGGCCGAGGGGCCCGCCGCCGUCGGCCCGGGCGCCGUGGGGUCGGUGGUGGCGGCGGCGGCGGCGGCCGCCGCCGCUGUUGCCGCCGGCCAGCGCCCGGCCGUGCUCAUCCCCGGCGACGAUGACGACGACUUCCUGGACGUGUCGCCCGAGGCCGGGACCACCCUGUCCAGCAGCGACGAGGAUGACUACCUGGAUGUGUCGGCGGCGGCGCCGGCCGGCGAGCCGCUGUCCCGGCUGCUGGGCCUCGGCAGCGGGCACUCCUCGCUGGACCGGCUGUCGGCCGGGUCGUCGCUGCUGUCGCUCGGCGACCCGGGGGCCAUGUCGGCCGACAACUUCUGGUCGGCGGUCAGCGGGCCGCCCGGGGCCGGGGCCUGCACCGACGCCGGGGGCUUCUCCGAGUCGGACGGGCAGCAGCUCAUCCAUGCCUUCAUGGAGGGGGACUGGGGCGCGGUGCGGCCCGUGCCGCCGGGCCCGGGCCCCGGCCCCGGCCCCGGCCCCGGCGGCCUGGCCUUCGCCGGGAAUCUCGGCAGUGUGGCGGCCGCGCGGGCCGGGGUCAUGGCCAUGGCGCCGGCCGCCGGCCGGCCGGUGCCCGCCCGGGCGAAUGCCACGCACCAGGCGCACCUGGUCAUCGAGUCGCUGCGCACGCGCAAUGAGCAGCUCCAGCGCGACCUGUCCACCCAGUCGCACAACCUGCUGGAAACCAGCGCCCGGUGUGACAUGCUGGAGGAGCGGCUGGCCAGCAUGGCCGCCCGGCUGGGCCAGGCCGAGGCGGCCUACCACGAGUCGGUCGGGCGCCUGGUGCAGGACCACCAGGCGGAGAUGGCCCGGCUGCGGCAGCAACUGGCCGAGCGCACGGCCCAGGUGGCCCGGCUGCAGCAGGCCGCCGCGGCGGCCAGCUCCAACCCCGCGCCCUCGCCUGCGGCCGCGGCGGCCCGGUCGACCCCCUCCGCCGCGCAGUCGCGCCUGAUCCAGCAGCAGCAGGAGCAGCUCCGGACCGCCCUGUUCAAGGGCCUGCGCUCGGCCAAUGCCCUCAUCAGCCCGGGGCACAUCCACCUGGCCGGGGUGGUCCUGCGCAAGCACCUCCACGGGGUGACCGUCCCCCGGGAGGGCGGCCAGCCGGGCCAGCCGCUGGUCGACUGGAUGCAGGAAAUGUGCGCCGGGUUCCUGGCGGACAUGGCCGCCGGGCAGAGCCCCCACUCGAUGGAUGUGGACUCCCUGCGGGAGGUGCUGCCGCUGGCGGUGUGGGAGCGCGCCCUGCCGGCCGAGCAGCAUCCCCUCCUCCGGCAGUAUGCGCCGCUGAUGCUGGCCAUGCUGCUGCUCCGGGAGCGCCUGGGGGCGGUGGCUGGCGGCGGGUCGCCGGCGGCCGACCGGCGCCCGAGCACGCCCUUCUCGGCCGGCGCGGCGGCCGGCACGCACGCCACCACCCCGGGCGGGGUGGCGGCGGCCAGCCCGCGAUCGCCAUCCUCCCGGGCCGGGCCGCCGCCCCCAUUGCUCCUGUCCCCCGGGGGGCUCUUCCUGCCCGGCACACCGAGCAUGAGCCGGUGCGUGUCGCCGAAUGGCUUUGCCCCGGGCGGGUCGCCGUGCCCGACAUCCCCGCUGGCCAGCAGCCCGCCGCCGAUGUCGCCGGUCAGUUAG
Messenger RNA from Fonticula alba, 3858 nucleotides. Its product is annotated as NEK protein kinase. The coding region runs from base 187 to 3858 and encodes 1223 amino acids. The record is from RefSeq and is a predicted model, not a curated record. Gene Ontology annotation, molecular function: protein kinase activity; ATP binding. Gene Ontology annotation, biological process: protein phosphorylation. The transcript has 5 exons. NCBI's taxonomy places the organism in Eukaryota, Rotosphaerida, Fonticulaceae.